UUGAAGACUUACCAUUGUCCAGCGUGCCCCACAAUCAUUUAUGGUCAAGAACAUUUUAACGAACACUGCUGUGCAGCACAUGGUGCACAGUUUACUGUUCAGAGUGCAAAUUUCGCUACAGAAGACGAAUUUUACCUUUGGAAGCGAAAGUUAGAACUUGAACACCAUAGUUCAUGGAAAGUUGGAGAGCGCCACAAUUUCGGCACAAUCCUGACCAUACACUUCAUUUGCGACAGGCAACCUUUUACAACGAAGUCGCAGCACGUUUCUGUGUUUUUCAUUUCGGCCAUCCUCGACAACAUGAGCAACAUGAUGUCUCGACUAAUCCGAGUCUACAUCAAAGAAGAGCCGGGAACUCCUGUGCUCGAGUCAGCCUCUCCACAGACGAUUUUCCGGAAGGAAACCAAUGACACCUUAUCUUCCGGCAUUGAGGUUGUUCUCAUGUCAAACCCAUCUCGGACACAGGAUGACUGGACAAAGAUUUUGGAUGCAGCUUUGGCAGAUCCGUCACUUCCUACCAGUUUAUUCACACCACAGACAUUGUUAAGAAUGCUCAAAUGUGAAGGCAAAGGAGUUAGAGGUUUACUGGACAAGCUUGGUGCAGAGAUCAGUUACUACCGGUUUGGUUUCAUCCGUCAAAAUAGUUGUAAAAUGGUUGAGGCAGUUAUACUUGAUGAUCUCUUGGUACAUAUUUCGGGGACCGAAGCUGACAGAGUUCUGACAGCUGCAAUAUCUUACUGUCAGCAGCGUGUCAGUGAAUCUGUUUUCCGAGAGGGACUAAGGGCUAUGUUCCCACAGCGUCUGUCCAGUGCACAGAAAUUUAUGAAGUGA
Cylicostephanus goldi is the source of this 831-nucleotide messenger RNA. The record is from the annotation of a GenBank genome assembly. Lineage: Eukaryota; Metazoa; Nematoda; Chromadorea; Rhabditida; Strongylidae.